Messenger RNA from Euleptes europaea (tarantolino), 1904 nucleotides. RefSeq names its product zinc finger protein 777-like. The transcript is spliced from 7 exons. Gene Ontology annotation, molecular function: DNA-binding transcription factor activity; RNA polymerase II cis-regulatory region sequence-specific DNA binding. The coding region runs from base 63 to 1904 and encodes 613 amino acids. Gene Ontology annotation, biological process: regulation of transcription by RNA polymerase II. NCBI's taxonomy places the organism in Eukaryota, Metazoa, Chordata, Lepidosauria, Squamata, Sphaerodactylidae. The record is from RefSeq and is a predicted model, not a curated record.
CCCGUUCUGUUCUUUUUGAUAAUAAAUGUGGAGUCUGAUUUCAUUUGCCUCAGCGUGGUGCCAUGGAGCCCCGACAAGCGGUGCCCUUGCAGGCCGAGCAGAAUUUUGUCAGAGAUGCCAAGCAGAAUGUGGCCGAGCUCUCUCUGUGGACGGUGGUGGCUGCUAUCCAAGCCAUAGAGCGGAAGGUGGAUUCUCACGCCACGCGGCUGCUGAACCUGGAGCGAAGGAUGGUGACAAACGAGAAGAAGUAUGUGGACUGUGAGAACACGGUGGUGGACUUUGGGAACCAGAUGGAGUGCAAGCUGAAUGCUUUGGGCACCCUGAUCCAGGAGUACGGGCUGCUGCAGAGGAGGCUGGAGAACAUGGAGAACCUGCUGAAGAAUCGCAAUUUCUGGAUCCUGAGGCUCCCCCCGGGUUCUAAAGGGGAAACUCCCAAGGUGCCGGUGACUUUUCAGGACAACUCGGUCUACUUCUCCGAGCAGGAAUGGGGCAAUCUGGAGGAGUGGCAGAAGGAACUCUACAAGAAUGUCAUGAAGAGCAAUUACGAGUCGCUGGUCUCUCUGGAUUAUGCAAUUGCCAAGCCUGACCUUCUGUCCCGGAUUGAGCAAGGGGAGCCUCCCUGUGAAGAGGAGGCGGAGGUCUCUAAGGAGAAGGAGAUUUCUGCAGAACCCAGCCCAGAAGCAUUGGUUUUUAGGCCUGGCUUGGCCUGUCCUAGUGAAGGAGGAGAAAAUGUUCACAUGGGAGAACAGAGGGAGGUGGAAGGAAGGGCACGUCCAAGUGACUCCAGCACAGACUGUGGGGCUGCCGAGUCGUCCUUUGGCUCCCAAGUGAAGCAGGAUCAAGAGCUGAACCUCGAGGGCCCCGCGGUCUCUGAAGAAGGCAAGCGACCCCUCAAGCCCAGCCUGGCCCUCCCAACGGACAAGGAACUUGCGAUCAAAACGGAGCCAGAGAGGGAGCCAGAAAUCUUUGAGCCAUGGAUGCUAAUAGGAAUGUCCGGCGAGAGCAACUUCCGAGGCACGGAUGCUCCCGACGACACUUCCCUUGGCUCCCAGACGUGGCCGGGGAGCCCUGCAGGAGAGCGGGGAGGUGUCAGCGCUGGCAAAGCCAGCAUGGAGGAGUGGCAGAAACCUGUGGAGGUGAGGCCGUAUGCAUGCCCAGACUGCGGGAAGCGCUUCCGGUUCCAAAUUGGCCUCCUGAACCACCAGAGGAGCCACGGUGGCCUUCCGGCCCAACGGUAUUGCAUGUCUUUGGCCCAGGGGAACCAGAGCCCCACUGUGCACGGGCUCAGCUCCCCACCAGAGGAAGGGAAGGGGGAGCUCCCUCCCGGCCCAGGGGAGGAGAAGGUGUGGGGCUGCCCGUGGUGCCAGCAACGCUUCCGGCUCCAGGUCAACCUGCUGGUCCACCAAAGCAGCCACCAGGAGGCCGCGGCGGAGCUGGACAGCGCGGAGCGGCUGGCCUGCGGCUUCUGCCCCCGGCGCUUCGCCCGCUCCGACCACCUGCUGCGCCACCAGAUGAGCCACACGGGCCACCGGCCCCACCAGUGCCCGGCAUGCGAGAAGAGCUUCGUGGACAAGAGCAAGCUGACGAACCACUACAGGACCCACACGGGUGAGCGCCCCUUCCGCUGCUCCGCCUGCGGCAAGCGCUUCAUCCGCCGGCACCACCUGGUCAAGCACCAGCGGACCCACACCCGGGAGAGGCCCCACCAGUGCCCUGUCUGCCUGAAGGGCUUCAUGCAGAAGCACCACCUCCAGAAGCACAUCCGGACGCAUCCGGGGGAGAAGCCCUACCGCUGCAGCCGCUGCCCCAAGGCCUUCUCCUGCAGGCAGCUGCUCCAGCAGCAUGGCUGCGGCUCCGCGCAGGGGGAGCCGGAGCGGGCUGUGGGUGCCGGUUCUUCCUGCUGA